CAUAGCCCCAACUCUUAUAAGAGCCAAUCCAGUUCCAACAAAAUGCCUUUUGCUCCCAACACCUCCACGCUUGCGGAAAGUUAUGAGGCCAUCUCUGAACAAUGCCACCACUAGACCAUCGUCAUCCACAGUCCCUCCAUAUUUACCAUUCUGCCACCACUCUGAUUUGCUGUCUCCUAAAACCUCAUGUUUUAUUCCGCUCUUUCCAUCAACCAAAUACCCAACUCUCCAAAACCCAAAAUCCCCUUCAUAUCCCCACCAAGACCCCAGUAUUUCUCCUGCUUUUGGGUCACUGGUAAAAGCAUCAAUGGCCUCUUCAGAACCAUCCGCGGGGGCUGCCACUGAGACCAAACCUUUCUCUGUUCUGUUUGUUUGCUUAGGCAACAUCUGCAGGAGUCCAGCUGCUGAAGGUGUCUUUAGAGAUAUUGUCAAAAAGAAAGGCCUUGACUCCAAGUUUAACAUUGACUCUGCUGGCACCAUUAAUUACCAUGAGGGAAAUUUGUCAGACCCAAGAAUGAGGGCAGCCUCAAAAAGGCGUGGUAUUGAGAUAACGUCUAUUUCAAGGCCAAUCCGGCCAUCUGACUUUAGAGAUUUUGAUCUUAUUCUUGCAAUGGACAAGCAAAAUAGAGAGGAUAUAUUGAAGGCUUUCAAUAGGUGGAAAUUUAGAGAGACACUUCCUGCUGAUGCACAUAAAAAGGUUAGACUGAUGUGCUCUUAUUGUAAGAAACAUGAUGAAACAGAAGUCCCAGAUCCAUACUAUGGCGGACCGCAAGGUUUUGAGAAGGUUUUAGACUUACUUGAAGAUGCGUGUGAAUCAUUACUGGACAACAUCCUGGCAGAAAACAGUGACAUUCGUGGUUCUUAACUUCUACUUAAAAGCUCUGGUUGAUCCAAUCCAGGCCUUGACAUUGGCCUGGAAAAUGUCAAUAUAUACCCACAGUAUCUAUUAUGUGGCUUGAAAAGGGACUUCCAUCCGUUGCCAAUACGUGAAAUUGGAGUUUGUAUGUAUAUUAUUAGUGUGUGUUUGACCUGCCAAAAUGUAUGAAUGAAAAGUAACAUCCGAAUUUGAGCCUUGAGGGAGAGAUUGUUAAAUAACAAUGUUGGAUUUCAUGAUUUACACAGAUUUCUCAAUGGCGGAAAGUCUUGUUCUUGCUGUAACCUGUAUUGUUUCACAAUAUUUAGAUAAAAGCUCAAAUAAAUAAUAGUUCUCAAUGGAGAUCUACUUUUAA
Messenger RNA from Theobroma umbraticum, 1229 nucleotides. Its product is annotated as protein-tyrosine phosphatase. Gene Ontology annotation, biological process: protein dephosphorylation. Lineage: Eukaryota; Viridiplantae; Streptophyta; Magnoliopsida; Malvales; Malvaceae. Gene Ontology annotation, molecular function: protein tyrosine phosphatase activity. The record is from RefSeq and is a predicted model, not a curated record.